Molecule: messenger RNA, 1747 nt
Organism: Phoenix dactylifera (date palm)
Lineage: Eukaryota; Viridiplantae; Streptophyta; Magnoliopsida; Arecales; Arecaceae
Product: shaggy-related protein kinase GSK2
Biological process (GO): brassinosteroid mediated signaling pathway; peptidyl-threonine phosphorylation; cell differentiation
Cellular component (GO): nucleus; cytoplasm
Molecular function (GO): ATP binding; protein serine/threonine kinase activity
Source: RefSeq, a predicted model, not a curated record
AUCGUGGGUAUUUUGGGAAUGGCCCGGAUGGGAGUGGGAGGAGAAAGUGGGGAAAGAGGGUGGCCGAGUAGGUGGUGCUCUUCCGCAUGGCUUCGCGGCCGCUGGGGCCUCAUCGUCCCCCCGAGCCUGAGGCUAUGACCAUCGCUCCUCGCCGGCCAGAGAUGGCUGAAGACAAGGAAGCCUCUGUUGUUGAGGGGAAUGGUCCAGCCACAGGUCACAUUAUCUCCACUACCAUCGUAGGAAAGAAUGGCGAAUCCAAGAGAACCAUCAGUUACAUGGCAGAGCGUGUUGUGGGUACUGGGUCAUUUGGAAUUGUCUUUCAGGCUAAAUGCUUAGAAACAGGGGAGACUGUUGCUAUAAAAAAGGUCUUGCAGGACAGGCGAUAUAAAAACCGUGAGCUACAACUGAUGCGCUCAAUGGAUCAUCCAAAUUUGAUUUCUCUGAAGCACUGUUUCUUUUCCACCACAAACAGAGAUGAACUGUUUCUCAACCUGGUCAUGGAAUAUAUCCCUGAAACUCUAUUCCGUGCCCUGAAGCAUUAUAGCAAUGUGAACCAGAGGAUGCCACUCAUCUAUGUGAAACUUUAUAUGUAUCAGAUAUUUAGGGGUUUAGCAUACAUUCAUACUGUUCCAGGAGUUUGUCAUAGAGAUGUGAAGCCACAGAAUCUUCUGGUUGAUCCUCUUACUCAUCAAGUCAAGCUCUGUGAUUUUGGAAGUGCCAAAGUUCUGGUUAAGGGUGAAGCAAACAUAUCAUACAUCUGCUCUCGCUAUUACCGUGCUCCAGAGCUCAUAUUUGGUGCAACAGAAUAUACAACAUCUAUUGAUAUAUGGUCAGCAGGAUGUGUACUUGCUGAGUUGCUUCUUGGCCAGCCAUUAUUUCCUGGAGAAAGUGCUGUUGAUCAGCUUGUUGAGAUAAUCAAGGUUCUUGGUACUCCAACUCGGGAGGAAAUUCGAUGCAUGAAUCCUAACUAUACAGAAUUUAGGUUUCCACAGAUAAAAGCUCAUCCUUGGCACAAGGUUUUCCACAAGGGAAUGCCUCCAGAAGCUAUAGAUCUUGCAUCACGUCUUCUUCAAUAUUCACCAAGCCUUCGUUGCACUGCACUUGAGGCUUGUGCCCAUCCUUUCUUUGAUGAGCUACGAGAGCCCAAUGCGCGGUUGCCAAAUGGUCAUCCUUUUCCUCCUCUCUUCAACUUCAAACAAGAACUAGUAGGUGCUUCACCGGAGCUCAUCAACAAGCUGAUACCUGAGCACGUGAGGCGGCUAUAUGGUCUUAACAUUACACGCCCAGCUGGGACAUAAGGCAGUAACUAGUUACUGCACUUUCAGAUGAAUUGCAAUCAAAUGCGCGCGGGGGCAUUCAGGGUUUGAACAAAAAUGAUGAAUGCUGAAAGAGUGAGCUGCUGGUCGAUUAACCGAUGUGUGCCUCAACCCUACCAAUAUUGCAGCCUUGUAAAUUGUCUUGACUGUUGAGAUUAACGUGACUGUGAGGAAAUGCUGAUGCCGAGUGUUCAGCAAACGGCAAGAAGUGUUGCUGGAGGAAUUCUACUUGUGUUACUGAAGCAGAUGUUCCGUGGGCCCCGUUCCCUGUCUUUUCUUUGUUUUCCGGUAUAUUAGUAGUCUAAGUUGGACGCCCCUUGAAGCUGUGUGUAAAUGUUCUCGGUCAGGAGUGUCGCUUUGAAGCUGGAAAAUAGAAUUUUGGUCGUGUCGCUGGUUCUAACACAACGGAAAUCCUAGGUGUAUUUUUUUUU